Messenger RNA from Haplochromis burtoni (Burton's mouthbrooder), 1322 nucleotides. It is a transcript of the gene rab5b, whose product is annotated as RAB5B, member RAS oncogene family. The coding region runs from base 259 to 909 and encodes 216 amino acids. The transcript is spliced from 6 exons. Gene Ontology annotation, molecular function: GTP binding; GTPase activity. Lineage: Eukaryota; Metazoa; Chordata; Actinopteri; Cichliformes; Cichlidae. The record is from RefSeq and is a predicted model, not a curated record.
GUGCGCAUGCGCCAAUUUCCAGGAAGCGUUAACAUUUUUUUUCUUUCACCAGCUGAUAGCCAAAUUGUCAACAGUUAAGUCAGCGCUACCCGCACGGCUGAAACGACACUAUACACGGCCAAACACGACUAGAACAGAGGUCAAGACGUCGUCAGUGACACGUGACUCUCGGUCUGUUUUGGGAAGCAGCACAAGUGACCAAAAGCACCUGUCUCCACUCAGGGAGGAGGCCCAGCCCCCCUGCUGUCUCUGGUCAGUAUGAGCUCCAGAGGGAGCGGAGGCCGCUCCAACGGCACACUAACGCAGACCAAGAUUUGCCAGUUCAAGUUGGUGCUGCUGGGGGACAUGGCUGUGGGCAAGUCCAGUCUGGUGCUGCGUUUUGUCAAAGGGCAGUUUGAUGAGUUCCAAGAGACCACUAUAGGAGCUGCAUUCCUGGCACAGUCGGUGUGUCUUGAUGAUACCACAGUGAAGUUUGAGAUCUGGGACACUGCAGGACAGGAGCGAUACCACAGCCUGGCUCCCAUGUACUAUCGUGGCGCUCAGGCUGCUAUUGUUGUCUUUGACAUCACCAAGCCGGAGACGUUUGAGAGAGCCAAGGCCUGGGUGAAGGAGCUGCAGAGGCAGGCCAGUCCUAACAUUGUUAUUGCCCUGGCUGGAAACAAGGCUGACCUGGCCGAGAAGAGACUGGUGGAGUAUGAGGAAGCCCAGACAUAUGCCGAAGACACUGGUUUGCUUUUUAUGGAAACCUCUGCAAAGACAGCCAUGAACGUCAAUGAGCUGUUCCUGGCCAUUGCAAAAAAGAUGCCAAAAACAGACACCCAAAACCCAACGCAUGCAGCCCGACAUCGGGGAGUCAACCUCCAGGACCCAGAUGCUCAUUCCACCCGAGCCUGCUGUGGAGGGAACUAGACUUCCACAACUCUCUACCACCUGUAUUCUACCAUCCACACCACCACAGCCCUACAACCAUCUCGUCUCUUUCAAUCAACUUACAGGGGGUGAGCCUUUACUCUGCAUUCAUCUUCCUGUUCAAGCAGAGAGAAUAAGAGGAGAGGAAGAACCAAAAAAGCAAGCAGAGAUGGAGGACAGAGACAACGUUUCACACGUGUCUGUUGACCAACAACUCUGAUUCCACAUUUGGAAAGACACGGUAUAGAGAAGACUGAGAUUAAGAGGAAUGUAGAAGAUGGUGGCAAGCCUGUUCUAGUAUUUAGCACUAAUUGUGAAAUUUCUUUCGUGUUCACUCUGCCUUGCAUCAUUUUCAGUCACGGCCCCGAUUGGCACAAACUGAGCAGCACAUGUUGCCGAGUGUCCCGAAAGGA